Molecule: messenger RNA, 2201 nt
Organism: Chrysemys picta bellii (western painted turtle)
Lineage: Eukaryota; Metazoa; Chordata; Testudines; Emydidae
Product: ras-related and estrogen-regulated growth inhibitor-like
Molecular function (GO): GTPase activity; GTP binding
Source: RefSeq, a predicted model, not a curated record
AGCGGCUGGGAAGAGGGGAGGUCCCUGGCCCCCUGGGGAUUGGGGAGCGGCACUAGCUCUGCUCUGGCGCUGACGGGCUGGGAGCCCGGGAGGAGUCGGGGGCGCUGGCGGCCGGCCCGUCCCUCCUGGGCGGAGCUCUCUUCUCCCCUGCUGCAGACUGUGGGUGCCCGGGAGCCAGACUGGAGCAAGCCGGAGCCGGAGCGCGGCGGCCGUGGAGCAUGGAGCGGGCAGCGCCCUGAGUCCCUUCCCCGGCGGCAGGCGGCAGCAUGAGCUUCUCGCGGCCCCUGCGGCGCUCCGUGAGCCUGAGCCAAGCCCGGACCCUGCGGCUGGUGGUGCUGGGACAGGGCGCCGUGGGCAAAACAGCUCUAACUGUGAGAUUCAUCACCAAGAGAUUCAUUGGGGAUUAUGACCCUACUCUAGAAAUGAUUUAUAGACACACGGCUGUCAUCGAUGGGGAGAUGGUGCACUUUGAGAUUCUUGACACAGCAGGACAGGAGGAAGAUUCCUUGCAGAUCGAGGAGAAGAUCAAGUGGGGGGACGGCUUUGCCGUGGUGUACUCUGUGACUGACCGGUGCAGCUUCGACGAGGUCAUGAGGCUGUGCUUCCUCAUCAACCACAUCCACUCGAGCCCCAAGCGGAGCGGCGGGAGUGACCAGCCGCCCGUGGUGAUUGUUGGCAACAAGAAGGACCUGCAGUUUGACCGGAUGGUGUCUUGUGAGGAUGGCGAGAACCUCUCCAAAGCCCUGAAGCAUCCUUUCUACGAGAUCUCCACCAGGGACAGCUACGAAGAGACCGUGGUGGUGUUCAACACCCUGUAUAAUGAGCUGAUGAGACAGGGGCACUUCUCCCCGGGCUCCUUCAAGAGGAGGGCCGUGUCUAAGCUGAUGGAAAAGAUUCCAAAGAUGCAAGCCAACUCCACCCUAAACUCUGGCGGCCGGAGCCUCAGCUUCAACUCCUUCAGGGACUACAUACCGGAGUGAGCCCCCACGUGGGCAGGGUGUGGGAGAGAACAGUGCCCCGGAGCAGCCUGGAUUGGCAAUGGACAGGCUGCAGGCUGCUCACCUUCCCAGUCUAGAGAGCGCUGUAUGUCGCAAGGGUGGCUCCUUUCAGGCAUCUGUAUUCCAGGAAGGUCACAGUGCAGAUCUGUGCUGGCUUCCUACAGGGAAUUAGCAAGAGGUGUGUGGCCCAGUGGGGUUGGUGCAUCAGCCAUUCACCUGUAAAGCCCAGGGGCUUACUUCCUUGCUUAGAUUCAGCAGUGAAAACUCAUUUGGAAGGGUCUCCCUCCUCCUCCUUAUCCCCAUUCUGUGCACAUCACAAACUGCCACCGAAUUUAACACAAUUGGCAGGCUCCUCUCAGGAGAGGCUUGGGGGCACUGCAGGCUAGGACUGAGGUGCAGACCUGUGUGGGUGCCCAGGCCAUGGUUACCAGGGUCUGCUGUAGGGCAAAAUCGAGAUGCAUUGGUAGAAUUGGCAAGAAGCUUGCACAGCACAUGCUGUCAUUCUGCCUGGCUAUUGAUCUCUCUGUUCCAUGAACACAACAUCCAUAACUUAGGCCAAAUAGCGUACAUUAGAUUUGUCAAAGCAGGUCAGACCAAGGGUCUGGCCAGCUGUAUCUGCUGUCUCUACCGAUGGCCAACACUGGAUGCUGUGGUUACGUACAGCUGUUCGUUUAUGGAUGCCACUAGCCAUGAAAGUAGCCAGAUCCCACUUCGGCAAGCUUCUUCCAAGUGUUUCCAGCAUUCCCUGCUCCCACCCCAUUUCCCACACUCACUUAGGACCUAAUUCUGCACCCAUCAAAAUCAAUGGCAAAGUUCUCAUUGACUGCAGUGGUGUAGAAUGAAGCCCUUAGUGCCUUGGAGGUCACACCAUUGUGACCCCACCAGCUCAGUUUGACUCUCAAAGACUUGCAUGCAAACACUCAGCACUGAAUGUUUCCCUCCACCUGCAGCCUGCUCCCUUCAGCGUGCCACACAGAUCCUCUGAGUGACUACUUUGGUGGGCAUGGGGAGCCUACUGACACAGAGAUCAUGUGGCCGUAUAGAGGAAAGAGCCUUAUUUCUGACUGUCAUAAAUGUCUUAGAUCAGGGGUCGGCAACCUUUCAGAAGUGGUGUGCCGAGUCUUCAUUUAUUCACUCUAAUUUAAGGUUUCGUGUGCCAGUAAUACAUUUUAACAUUUUUAGAAGAUCUCUUUCUAUAAGUCU